AUGGACGCCGAGGAAGACACCUUCACCUCGGUCACGUGGGAGAACCGCGACGCUGCCACCGGAUCGCAGCCCGUCUUCUCCACCAUGCCCAGCUCAUCCACCAACGCUGCUGCCGGUCCGUCUACAACCUCCGCCUCGUCCGCUGCCGCCGGUGGCCUUGCGCGCGAUCCGUUCGCCUCGGACGACCCUUCCGAACUCACCUGGGCGGGCUACCUGAUGGUACAGGUGCUCGAGCCGCGCAAGGAGCUCGAGGGCCAAAAGGACGCCUUCAUCAGCUACGGCAUCCGCGCCGAGACCAACCUGGCGCACUUUUCGCGCACCUACAUGGCCACACGCCGGCGCUUCAACGACUUCACCUUUCUGCGCGAGGGACUCAAGCGCGACUUCCCCGCGUGCGUCGUGGCGCCGCUGCCGGACAAGCAUCGGCUCGAGUAUCUGACGGGCGACCGCUUCAGCACCGAGUUCAUUGAGAGGCGCACGCAGGAGCUGCAGCUCUUCCUCGAGCGCAUCUGUCGCCAUCCUACGCUGCAGCGCAGCCAGCUCCUGCGCAGUUUUCUGGAGAGCUCCGAGUGGCAUGUGGAUAUGCAUGCGCACAACUCGUCGCAUAGCGCAAACAGCGCCGCUUCGGGCACCUCGGCGCUCGUCUCGGGCUCGCACGUCGAAAAUGCCGGCCCACCAGGUUUGUUGGAUAGCAUCAGCGACCACUUUCUCAACGCCUUCAGCAAGGUGCGCAAACCCGACCAGCGAUUCGAGGAGAUCCGCGAGAGCAUCGACAAGCUCGAGGAAGGUCUGGCGGGCACCGAGCGCGUGCUGUCGCGCAACCGCAACCGUAUAGCUGCCCUGCCCUUUGGCGACCUCUAUGCCCCGCAACUCGGCACUGCGCUCGAAGACCUCUCGACCGACUACGAGGAUCUGGCCACCAGCAUCGAAGGACUCGGCUACCUCGAGAGCGGCAUCACCGAGCCGCUCAACAAAUUCGCAGCGGCCAUGCUCGAGGUGGCUCGACUCGAGCGUGCGACUUCUGCGAAAUCGACGGAUUCGAUGUUGUCGCAGAUGCAGGCGAUGCUCGCGUACGCACGUGCGCACAAGUCGGUGCUCAAACUGCGCGACACCAAGCAGGUGGACUUUGAAGAGCUUACCGACUACCUGUCCGGGGUGGUUUCUGAGCGCGAUCGACUCGCGUCGCUCUCCUCACCAUACGGAGCCGGACACGGACACGGAGGUGUUCGCGGUGCGGGAAUUAGUGGGUACAUCAAGGAUAAGGUGGAUCAUCUCAGGGGUGUGGAUGAAGAGCGCACGAGGGUGGGGAGGAUGCAGAGGUUGGAUGGCAAGAUUGGCGAGUUGGGAGAUGCCGUGACGAGCGCACAUGACACUAGUCAUGCGUUCAAUGCACAGGUGCUGCGCGAACACCACAUUUUCCACCAGGCCAAGCAGCUCGAGUUGAAGGAGGUGCUCGCCACGCAUGCCGAUGGACAGAUCGAGCUGUACCAAGAGCUUGUGGGGAUUUUCGAUGCGCUCAUUCCGCAGCUAGAACGCAUUCGUGUGGCGUAA
Molecule: messenger RNA, 1551 nt
Organism: Moesziomyces antarcticus
Lineage: Eukaryota; Fungi; Basidiomycota; Ustilaginomycetes; Ustilaginales; Ustilaginaceae
Product: lipid binding protein
Exons: 3
Coding region: 1-1551 (516 amino acids)
Biological process (GO): cytoplasm to vacuole targeting by the Cvt pathway; autophagy
Cellular component (GO): phagophore assembly site
Molecular function (GO): phosphatidylinositol binding
Source: RefSeq, a predicted model, not a curated record